Messenger RNA from Colletotrichum higginsianum IMI 349063, 4833 nucleotides. Its product is annotated as Cation-transporting ATPase. The coding region runs from base 1 to 4833 and encodes 1610 amino acids. The record is from RefSeq and is a predicted model, not a curated record. Gene Ontology annotation, biological process: intracellular calcium ion homeostasis. Lineage: Eukaryota; Fungi; Ascomycota; Sordariomycetes; Glomerellales; Glomerellaceae. Gene Ontology annotation, molecular function: ATP hydrolysis activity; ATP binding; ATPase-coupled monoatomic cation transmembrane transporter activity. Gene Ontology annotation, cellular component: membrane. The transcript has 22 exons.
AUGUCGGUUCCAAGGGAGAAUGGGCACCAGCGUGCCUCGCCAGCGUCGAGAAACGGCCACGCACCGCUGUACCGGCUCAACUCGAACCAGAGCAGUACGAGCAUAUUUGAAGAGGUGGAAAUGGCACAUGAUGAGCUUUUCUCUGGCCCGAUCGCCGAAAGUCUUCCCACCAGCGUUUCCGCUUUCUCCCAUCGCCGACCUCGUGCGGACUCCACGACGAGUUUUGCGUACUACCAGGACGAGCCCUCUCCCUCUCCCUCGUUUGAAGACGAACGCCGAAGUCUGUCCGACGUCGGGGAUUUUGCCUUUGGUGACGAGGACGAAAGCGACAUCGACGUCGAGAACGGCAAUGAAGUUAACGACUACAUGAUUCAACAUCGGCGGUCUUCGACACACUCGAGAUCCUCGGUCCAUGCCCGCCUUUUGCGUCGAGACAGUGCGACGACCAACAAGAGUCUGGGCGGAGACCGCCUAAGUCAGAAGGUUUACAUGGUGAACGAGGACUUGACAGUUGCCAUUGCUGGCUUCCGAACUAGCCGCUUAGGUUUUGCCGCUUAUGCAGCACUCUGUCUUUCAACGCUUGGUCUUGCAUGGCUGUUGUUGAGAUGGCUCCCUCGCUGGCAAAAUCAAUGGGGAGAAUUCGUCGUGAUGGACGUGGACAAGAAAAUGUACGGGAGACCCAUGUCCACCAUCUUUGGCUCCAACGAAAAGGACUAUGCGAUGGACGAUGAAUACGAUCCCAUCAUCGCCGAGCUGCGAAUGCUGAAUUAUCGUUACGUUCGGCUGUACUUCAAUCAGCAGAAGGACAGGUUUGUCAUGUUCAACGGAUGGGUGGAUCCGAACUGGACCGAUCCCCGUGCCGCCCGUGCCGGUAUAGACAGUGAUGAGAAGGGUGUACGAGAGGUUGUCUUUGGUAACAACCUCAUUGACAUUGAGCAAAAGUCGAUACCGCAAUUGCUUGUGGAUGAGGUGUUCCAUCCCUUUUACGUAUUCCAGAUUGCUAGCCUGAUUCUCUGGUCUCUCGACGAAUACUACUACUACGCCGUUGCCAUCUUCUUGAUGUCAUUCGGCAGCAUCGCGACAACCCUCAUCGAAACCCGGGCAACUAUGAAAAGACUUCGCGAAAUUUCUCGCUUUGAGUGCGACGUGCGAGUUCUUCGUAAUGGGUUCUCCAAAGGGCGAUACGUGCCUUCGAGCGAGCUCGUACCCGGCGAUGUAUACGAAGUCAGCGACCCCAACCUGACCCAAUUCCCAAGCGAUGGUUUACUCCUCAGCGGCGAUUGCAUCGUCAAUGAGAGCAUGCUCACAGGCGAAUCGGUGCCUGUCUCGAAGUCCCCAGCUACUGACGAGACCAUGUACAACCUCGACUUGGCUGCGCCUACAGUAUCGCCUGAGAUUGCCAAGCACUUUCUCUUUUGCGGCACCAAGAUCAUUCGUGCUCGACGUCCCCAAGAAGACCGCGACGGGGAUGCUGUCGCCCUCGCGCUUGUGGUUAGGACCGGGUUCAGUACCACAAAGGGCUCUCUCGUGCGAUCCAUGCUCUUCCCCAAACCCUCCGGCUUCAAGUUCUACCGAGAUUCUUUCAGAUACAUCAGUGUCAUGGCUGUGGUAGCUAUGCUCGGCUUCAUUGCGUCUUUCAUCAACUUCCUGCGUUUGCACCUUGCCUGGCACCUCAUCAUUGUGCGCGCCCUGGAUCUCAUUACUAUUGUGGUACCACCUGCGCUGCCCGCCACGCUCACGAUCGGCACCAACUUUGCGCUCGGCCGGCUCAAGAAAAAGCAAAUCUUCUGCAUCAGCCCUCAACGUGUCAACGUCGGCGGCAAGCUUGACAUAAUGUGUUUUGAUAAGACGGGCACCCUCACAGAAGACGGGUUGGAUAUUUUCGGCGUCCGAGUUGUCUCGCCGGCGACAGGCAAGUUCACAGCUGUAUUAGAAGACCCGGCGUCUCUGGUACUUGACCAGGCCGGAGAUUCAGCUCAGGCAUCAAAGCUUAAUGCUGCUUUGUUUACCAUGGCAACCUGCCACUCGCUCCGAUCUGUCGACGACGAGCUGAUGGGAGACCCGCUUGAUCUGAAGAUGUUCGAGUUCACACGAUGGUCUUUCGAGGAAGGCAGACAGCGUCCCAACGAGGUAGACGAUCAAGACCAAGGCAGUCUCUCACCAUCAGUCGCCAGACCCCCCAUUGAACACAGUGAUAUACUACAUCGUACCACUGCGAGGCGGGACCAAUCGGCACCGUUUGAGCUUGGAAUCCUGAGGUCCUUUGAGUUUGUUUCUCAACUUCGAAGGGCGAGUGUCGUUGUCCGACAAUUUGGCCAACAAAGUGGAGACGUAUACGUCAAAGGUGCACCGGAAUGCAUGCGGGAGAUCUGCCGCGAAGACAGUUUCUUGCUAACUCUCUACUUCUUCUCCGUCAACACAGUUCCUAUCGACUAUGACGAACAGCUCGCAUACUACACGCACAAGGGUUAUCGUGUAAUUGGCUGCGCUACUCGACAUAUCCCUAAGCUCAGUUGGGUGAAGGCUCAAAAAAUGAGGCGGCACGAGGCAGAGUCCAAUCUGGAGUUCAUCGGCUUCAUCAUUUUUGAGAACAAGCUGAAACCAACCACAGCUGCGGUAUUGACCGAGCUUUUGGAGUCCAACAUCAGCACCACUAUGGUAACCGGUGACAACAUCUUGACAGCCAUCAGCGUGGCUCGCGAAUGCAAUUUGAUCAACAAGACGGCGCACUGCUUUGUCCCAAGAUUCGCCGAAGGCAACGCCGGUGACCCCAAGGCCAGACUUCAAUGGGAAAGUAUUGACAAUGGUGCAUUCCAGCUGAAUGCGGAUACCCUGCUGCCAAUGCCUCCCCCGGCCGACGUCGAUGCGUCCCUGGCAUACAACAUCAAUGACAUUCGUAACUAUUCAUUGGCUGUCAGUGGCGAGGUUUUCCGGUGGAUCGUUGAUUUCGCAUCUCCGUUGGUUUUGCAGAGAAUGCUUGUCCGUGGUCGAGUAUUCGCGCGGAUGUCACCAGAUGAGAAGCAUGAGCUGGUUGAGAAGCUCCAAGGUAUUGGAUAUUGUUGCGGAUUUUGUGGUGACGGCGCGAACGAUUGCGGCGCCCUCAAAGCGGCCGACGUCGGUAUUUCGCUGUCAGAAGCGGAGGCUUCUGUCGCGGCCCCUUUCACAUCGCGCGUCUUCGAUAUUGGAUGUGUGCCUCAGGUCAUCCGCGAGGGACGCGCUGCGCUUGUGACGAGCUUCAGCUGUUUCAAGUAUAUGAGUUUGUACUCGGCCAUCCAGUUCACGUCUGUCAGUUUUCUCUAUGCGACGGCGUCAAAUCUUGGUGACUUUCAGUUCCUAUUUAUCGAUCUGCUGUUGAUUCUGCCGAUUGCUAUAUUUAUGAGCUGGGCUGGACCGUUCCCUGUGCUGUCACAGAAACGACCAACUGCAGAUCUUGUCUCCCGCAAGGUGCUUAUUCCGCUGCUGGGCCAAAUGGCCAUUUGCAUCAUGGUACAAGCGAUCGUCUACAUGGCUGUGCGGGAGCAGCCUUGGUAUAUUCCACCCCGAAUUGAACAUGAUAAGUCCAACAUUAAGAAUUCGGAUAACACUGUUUUGUUCUUGGUAUCCUGCUUUGAAUAUAUCCUAGCGGGAGUGGUGCUCAACGCUGGCCCACCUUUUCGAGAGAAGGCGGUGAAGAACUCUCCGAGCUCUGAUCACGAAGGUGACCGCGAUAAACAUCGUGGUAACGACCCAGGACGGCCCAAGCACAUUACUGGUCCUGAUCAUUACUAUACAGGCCAUCAGGUGUUUUCUCAUCGACCAACACUGAGAAUGAAUAUGGACUGGAUUCUCGACAGCGGCUACCUGCCCCAUGCUGUCAUCAGAAUAGGCAUUCGGCGGCAGCUUCAGGAGCGCCUUGUCUCCAUCGCGAGCACGUCUCUCAGCCUUGAAUACGAGCGCAAGAUGACCUUUAUUGAGAAAUUGCGUACCCAACCCAUCGCCAUUGAGACCGCCGCAGCUAAUAAACAACACUACGAGGUUGGAACCGGCGUCCUCGCCGCCUGCCUGGGUCCCCGCAUGAAGUACUCGUGCUGUCUAUAUCCCAAAGGCGGCGAGACCCUGGCCCAGGCUGAGGUGGCUAUGCUGCAGACCUAUGUCGAAAAGGGUGGGUUGGAAGACGGCAUGAGCAUUCUGGACCUUGGCUGCGGUUGGGGAUCAGGUGCACUCUACUUCGCCGAGGUACUCCCCAACUCCAAGGUCACGGCCUUUUCCAACUCCAAGACGCAAAAGGAGUACAUCGACGCCAAGGCCAAGGAGAAGGGGCUGACGAACCUCACUGUUAUCACGGGCAACGUAGUCGACUAUGAGUUCGAGCAACAGUCGUUUGACCGAGUCGUUUCCAUCGAGCUGUUCGAGCACAUGAAGAACUAUGAGCUGCUCAUGGCCAAGGUCGGGCGGGCUCUGAAACCCGGUGGCAAACUGUUUGUUCACAUAUUUGCCCACAAAACCACGCCGUAUGACUACGAGGAGGGCUGGAUGACGACGCACUUCUUCACAGGAGGUACUAUGCCAUCCACCGACCUGCUUCUCUUCUUCCAACAGGACCUCAAGAUCCAAAAGCAAUGGUGGGUCAACGGACAACACUACUCCAAGACAUGCGAGGACUGGCUGAGCGAGAUGCUCUCACACAAGAAGGAGAUUUGGCCGCACCUGGUUGAGACGUACGGGGAACAGGAUGCCAGCGUGUGGUACAACCGGUGGCAGAUCUUCUACAUGGCAUGCUCCGAGCUUUUCGCAUACCAGGGUGGUGACACCUGGGGCGUGGCGCACUACCUCUUCGAGAAGCCCAGCAACUGA